Messenger RNA from Scutellospora calospora, 788 nucleotides. The record is from the annotation of a GenBank genome assembly. Lineage: Eukaryota; Fungi; Glomeromycota; Glomeromycetes; Diversisporales; Gigasporaceae.
ACAUAUCCGUGGAGGAUUACAACUCUUUCAUCGAAAGUAAAGAAAUAAGUGGAUAUAAAUUUGAAUAUAAUAACGGCACUGUAUAUAUAAUCGAUAUGUGCACAGAUGUGCAUGAAGCUGUUAUUGAGGCACUGCGAGACUCUUUCCGUGCUCACUGCCCUACUACUACUUAUGCUAUUUAUAAUUCCCCAAUACAAAUUCGUGGUCAACCACUUCAUAAAUCACCAGCUGAAGACGGAGCUCACAUUGCACCGGAUCUCUCUGUCUUUCCACAUCCAACUUAUGUUCCAAAGCCUCCAGUCCCGCAUCCUGGUCCGCCACCUAGUAACAUACAGGGAAACCCCUAUGCAAGAAUAGUUUGUGAAGUAGCCGUGGCCCAAACUUCCUCCAACUUAAAUGUCAAAUGCAGGCUUUGGAAGUUACAAUCGUAUGUACGAUCUAUACUUGGUAUUAAACUUUAUAAUAUAAUGAAUACACACAACAAUCCACAAGGAAAAAGAGAUCGGGCAAUGAAGGCUACACUUUGGCGGCAAGGUAUUCCAAGACAGAAGUGGAAAUUUGGUACUGUAAACAAAGACGGUUCCCCUACUGGUCUUACUGGCUGUCAUGGCCCGAAUGACCCAAACUAUAUAAUUACAAUCCCUGUUAGUGACGUAUUUUAUGAUCCAGCAGUUCCUGCAAUCGGAUAUACUCCAUUACCUCCUCCUCCUGCAACAUUGAUGGCCGCUGUUUUUACAAUCGACUUAUAUGGAAUUCAGCAAAUGGUUUUACUUAGUCAGGAAGAAUAA